Fusarium redolens is the source of this 1780-nucleotide messenger RNA. RefSeq lists its product as uncharacterized. Bases 69 to 1703 code for a protein of 544 amino acids. Lineage: Eukaryota; Fungi; Ascomycota; Sordariomycetes; Hypocreales; Nectriaceae. The transcript is spliced from 6 exons. The record is from RefSeq and is a predicted model, not a curated record.
GCACCAACCACCUUGUGCGAAACCAGCAGUGAUCUUUCUUCAAACAGGUUGAGACACAGUUGGAGACCAUGCGUUUUCCCUUCAUCGUUAGCCUUGCAGUCCUUGCAAUCAGCCAUGGAGAAGCAGCUGGUAGCUACGUAAAGUCCAUGUCGCCGAAUGCGCAACAACUCUUCACUGAGUCAAUGGAAUGGAUGGAUACCUUCUACGACCGCAAGGCAGGCUACCUGUACGACUUCAGCGCCGCGGUAGCACUCCGCCAUGAAACGCGUAGCUCAGUCUGGUACGCCUUUGGCCUGCUAGCGAGGAAUGAGGGGUCUGAUGUUGCCGAGGCUGAGAAGAUCAUCAAGAACACCAUUGAUGCGCAGUACAAAGUUCCCGCUGAAGAAUGGUACGGUGACUAUCAGCAAGAACCAGAAGAACCUUACGUCGGCAGCCCAGCUUAUCCUCCCAAGAUCUACGGUAGCUGGGACCCCAACUGGCGCGGUUUCGUUGGUACGACUUUGGUCAUGUGUAUGGAAGAGUUUCCUCACUUGCUCAGCAAGAGCACUCAGAACCUGAUCCUCCACUCCCUACAUAACGCAACUAAGGGCGAUGAGUACCGUUUCGGCCACCUCGAUAAGACCAAGGAUAACCUUUAUCCCUCUUAUAGUAACCCUUCCAUUAUGCGUGCUUUUGUUUCUGGUUGGACAGGCCGUCGCCUUAAUGACAGGAACAUGACCCAUAGCGGCGAGAAGUACGCCCAAGAGAUUAUUGACCUCUUCAACAAACACAACACCCUCUCCGAAUUUAACUCAGGCACUUAUACUGGCGUAUCUCUUUUCGGUCUUAUCUUAUGGAGUAAGUAUUUACCCAAGGAGUCUGUCAUGACUGUAAAUGGGCCAAGGAUGGUUGAAAGAACCUGGGAUGCUGUUUCCCAGCUGUGGCACCCCGGUAUGAAAAACAUAGCUGGUCCCUGGGAUCGAGCUUAUGGUUACGAUAUGAACCGCUAUCUUAGCUUAAUGGCUUUGUGGUUCUGGACUCUGACUGGAAAAGAGAGCUCGUCUCUGACCUCCCAUCCUCAGACCAUGUCACAUAUGGCUGACUAUGCCUGGGGACCUCUUUUCGCCGCCCUAGACAAGACACACCAGAAACUCAUCCCAAAGAAGACACUUCGCAAGCUCUCAAAGUUUCAGGGCGAGCAUACCUUCCAGGGUAGCGCUUACUAUCCUCCCUUUGAUACUACAUCGCGCAACAUUACCACCUGGUUGUCCGAAGAGCUUACUAUCGGCGCCGAGUCCUAUGACGAGAUCGUUAUUGGCGGUCCAUCCCAGUCUCAGGGGUCUUUCAACCCUGCGGUGGUCCAGUGGAAUACUGGGAAUGAAAUCUCUUUUAUUUCUCUAUACCCAACCGAGAUGGCUCUCCAAUCCAGCGUUGAACCUGGCAAGCUCAGCUUGUCUUACCCUUACGGAAACUCCAGUUCUGUAUUUACCUUUGUCGUCGGUACCUUUGAAAAGAAACGUACUGUCGCUAGCUGGGCCGACAUUCAGGGUCUGGAGGUGACGGUCUCUGGCAACAUCAACUCGACCUAUGCCCUCUCAUUUGCCGGCGGAUACGGUGGUACAGACAGUCUUAUUCGGGAUUUUGAGUUUUGGAACUUCACCUACGUAAUGCCUUCCGACUUCCAGGGAGUGCCUUCUGUCGAGCUUGAUUUCAAGCUUAUUUAGAUUCAGUCUACAGUAGAUUGUCAUCCAAUAACCUCAGUUCAUACAGAAGAGUAGCCAUAAAUCAACAAUUGUAAUAG